Messenger RNA from Vicugna pacos (alpaca), 1154 nucleotides. It is a transcript of the gene RAB24, whose product is annotated as RAB24, member RAS oncogene family. Gene Ontology annotation, molecular function: GTPase activity; GTP binding. Lineage: Eukaryota; Metazoa; Chordata; Mammalia; Artiodactyla; Camelidae. The record is from RefSeq and is a predicted model, not a curated record.
GGCGCCGUUGAGGGCGCUGCCCCGCGCGCUCCCAGGCCGCCCCGGGUUAGGAGCAGCGCCCGGAGCCGGAGAGCUGGAGCACACGGAGGCGCUGCCGUCGCUCUAGCUCAUCGCGGCGCCUGGAGGCGUAGGUUGGCGCCUGGGGUCGGGGACUGAGGCUUGGGCGCUGCCUGUUGGAGCGGAGAUCUGGGUUUGCCUCCUGCCGCCGCUCAGGACCCUGACGCGGGUGAGGCUGCCCCGGGAGCAUGAGCGGGCAGCGCGUGGACGUCAAGGUGGUGAUGCUGGGCAAGGAGUACGUGGGCAAGACCAGCCUGGUGGAGCGAUACGUGCACGACCGCUUCCUGGUGGGGCCCUAUCAGAACACCAUUGGGGCCGCCUUCGUGGCCAAGGUGAUGUCCGUCGGAGACCGGACGGUGACUUUGGGUAUUUGGGACACAGCAGGUUCUGAGCGCUAUGAGGCCAUGAGCCGAAUCUACUAUCGGGGCGCCAAGGCUGCCAUCGUCUGCUAUGACCUGACGGACAGCAGCAGCUUUGAACGGGCAAAGUUCUGGGUGAAGGAACUGCGCAACCUAGAGGAGGGCUGUCAGAUCUACUUGUGUGGCACCAAGAGUGACCUGCUGGAGGAGGACAGGCGGCGUCGACGUGUGGACUUCCACGACGUCCAGGACUAUGCAGACAAUAUCAAAGCUCAGCUCUUUGAAACAUCCAGCAAGACAGGCCAGAGUGUGGACGAGCUCUUCCAGAAAGUGGCAGAGGACUAUGUCAGUGUGGCCGCCUUCCAGGUUAUGACAGAGGACAAGGGCGUGGACCUGGGCCAGAAGGCAAACCCCUACUUCUACAGCUGUUGUCAUCACUGAGUCACCACUCACCUGGCCUGGGGGAAUUAAAGGAAUUCCCCCAGAGAGGCUGGACGUACCUCUUACCUGGGUUUGGGUGAUCAAACAUCUGAGCUACCCCUGGUCCCCAUGGCAGCAGAGGUGGCACCUGCCUGUGCUGGCCCGUGGAACGGAGGCAGCAUUGGGCUGACUGAUGGGCACAAGGAGGGUAAGGGCUGAUUUGGACCCCAGGCUUCUGCCCUGGACAGCACUUGUGUCUGCAGAUUAUUUAAGUGGUUUCUGAUUUGUAAAUAAAAUCACUGCACUGUGAAUCACUCA